AUGGAUGAAGAAGACCCACUGCAUGAAGAGUUUCUGGCCUGCUGUGGAGCCGUAACUCAGGUGCUGAAGUACGGGCCAAUCAGCCCUGCUUCUCACAGCAGCCCCAAGCUGCUUGUCCUCAUUGUUCCAGGUAACAUCCGUGUUCCCGCCUUCUACCUGUUAUUUGCCAAGUCUCUAUACCUUACCUUGGAGAAGCACUACCCAGUUUGGGUCAUCAGCCAUGCUGGCCACGUUAGGGCCCCCAGGGGCAUCGAGGUGACUGAGGAGAGCUCCAAAGACCCUAGUCCUGGGACAAUAGAUGAUGUCUUUAGGCUGAAGGGCCAAGUGGAUCACAAGCUGACCUUCCUGAGACGGUAAGUGCCCAGUCCCCUGAAGCUGGUCCUCAGCGGCCACUUUAUAGGCACCUACAUCUUGCUGGAGAUGCUGAAGCAAGCCCCACAGCUUCUGGUUUUCCGCGCCUUCUUGCUGUUCCCGACAAUUGAGAGAAUGGCUAAAUCACUCAACAGUAAGGUGGCAACACCUCUGCUUUGCUGGCUUCGCUAUGCCCUCUACGUGCCACUCUACGUUGUACUCAGCCUGCUGCCAGUGAGAUUCAAAGCUAGGCUGGCCAGUCUGAUUCUUCAAAAGCUAAAGAUGGAGAAUGAAAUCCUCGUUCACCUAAUGAAUUCACUUAACAUGAGCUGCGUGGCCAAUGUUAUGUAUCUAGGAAGCCAGGAAAUGAGGACCGUGUUGGAGAGAGACAACUCAACCAUCCAAAAGUACUUCAAGAAGUUGAUGUUUUACUAUGGAGCCUCCGACCUUUGGUGUUCCGUCCAGUACUAUGAGGAUAUUAAGAAGGAUUUUCCCAGUGGAGACUUUAAGCUGUGUAAGAGGGGCAUCCACCACGCCUUUGUCACCUCGCUGGAAUCCAGCCAGGAAAUGGCCGCCAUGAUUAUAGACUGGUUAAAAGAAGACCUGAUGGAAGCUUCCGACAAGCAGGGCAGGGAGCACACAUCUGUUGUCACUAGGCUUGAUGGUGAUUUUCAUUUGAGGAUUUUACUGGGAAAGGAGCAAAAUGAGAAAAGGCACAUUCAAAAGGAUAACCUUUCCCAUAUGGAAGAGCCCAAUGGAGGGAGAGCUUAUGAAUCUAAACAGACCCAUCCUUAUCUCUUGUACAUUACUGAGAACACUUCUGAACUUGGCCUCCGCUAA
Monodelphis domestica (gray short-tailed opossum) is the source of this 1191-nucleotide messenger RNA. The record is from RefSeq and is a predicted model, not a curated record. Lineage: Eukaryota; Metazoa; Chordata; Mammalia; Didelphimorphia; Didelphidae.